GUGUGAGUCGCGCGCGGGUGGGAGUUUUGUCCUUCACUGAGGAAUUUUCAUGGCUGAAAAAACAUAAAAUAACUCAUAAAAUAUCCACCUAAUGGCUGAGAUAUAAAAACGUAAAUACCGCGAAACGCGUCUUGUUAAAGUUUACAGUCAUGGCGAAUGUCAAACAGAAGCUUUUAUUCAGAAAUAAAGACGUUUCGACCGUUAACAGCUCUGACGGGACAUUCAGGAGUUUGGAAAAACCUGGAAGACCAAAUCGACAGAAGGAAAAGGUAAAUGGACUGAAAGACAAAGCCCAGGGCCUCGGGAAAUCGCUCAAUGAUUCACUGGAAGGGGAUAUCAGAGACUUCCUCAUCAAUGAAGCUGAACUUCACACGUACGAUGACCUCACUAAAGUCAACCCGGUUACCCCUUCUACAGUGCUGAAAUGUCUGCAGGCCAGGUACAGCGCGAAGGUUUUCUACACACAUGCUGGCUGUACGCUGGUCGCCCUUAACCCCUUCCAACCCAUCCCUCACCUGUACUCUCUGGAUGUGAUGAAGGAAUAUCACUCUGCCCCUCAGCCUCAGGAAUUCAAGCCACACAUCUUCAUCGUAGCAGAAGAGGCUUAUAGGAAUGUGCAGGGUCAGGUGGAGCCCAUCAACCAAUCGCUGGUCGUCUCUGGAGAGAGUGGAGCUGGGAAGACAUGGACGUCACGCUGUCUUAUGAAGUAUUAUGCCACUGUGGCCACCUCCUCUCAGAAGUGCCAGGAUACAGUUCAGAAGAUAGAGAGACGAGUACUGGACUCCAACCCUGUCAUGGAGGCAUUUGGCAAUGCCUGCACAUUACGCAACAGCAACAGCAGUCGCUUUGGGAAAUACAUUCAGCUUCAGCUCAACGGCUCUCAGCUGUUGGUUGGGGCAUCAGUGCAUACGUAUCUCUUGGAGAAGACCAGAGUGGCUUUCCAAGCACCAAAUGAGAGAAAUUUUCACAUAUUCUACCAGAUGAUGAAAGGAGCCACAGAAAAACAGAGACUGGAAUGGAUGCUUCCUUUGGAACAAGACUUUGCAUGGUUGCCACAUGCUGAGAAAACCUUAGAAGAAGACUGUUUCCAAGAGACGGUGGAUGCCAUGAUCAACCUUGGCAUUGAUGAGGGGAAGCGGGCACAGAUUUUCAGGAUCCUUGCAGGUCUUCUGCAGCUGGGGAAUGUGGACUUCAGUCCUGUGUCAGAAGAGGCUCAACCAUGUGAUCUUGAUGGGCACUCCAAAGGUUUCCUGCAGAAGACCGCUGCCCUGCUGCAGGUGCCGUUAGACGAGCUGCAGUCGUGUCUGACAGUGAGAACUCUGCGCGCUGGCAAACAGAACGUCCUCAAACCUUGCUCUCAGCUGGAGUGUGGUGUCCGCAGAGACUGUCUUGCUAAAGCCAUCUAUGCGCAGCUGUUUGACUGGUUAGUCACUUUCAUCAACAACAGUAUGUGUGCUGACACUUCCAUGUGGUGCAACUUUAUUGGCCUGCUGGAUGUGUACGGUUUUGAAUGUUUCCUCCUGAACAACCUGGAGCAGUUGUGUAUUAAUUACGCUAACGAGAAGCUGCAGCAGCACUUUGUGGCUCAUUACCUGCAGGCCCAGCAGGAGGAGUAUGUGACCGAAGGGCUGCAGUGGUCCUUCAUACGUUAUCAAGACAACCAGGGCUGCCUGGACCUGAUUGAAGGCAGUCCCUCCAGCAUUUUCUCCCUGCUCAAUGAGGAGUGUCGUCUGAACAGAGCAUCGGAUGCGAAGCAGUUCCGUGUGCGUCUGGAGAAGGAGCUGUCAGAUAAUGCCAACUUCAGCUGGGACAAAUUCAACAAAGAUCCCCAUUUCACUGUGGCCCACUACGCAGGCAAAGUCAGCUACCAGAUCGAAGGCAUGAUGGAGAAGAACAAGGACCCGGUUCCUCCUGAGCUCAUCUCUGUCCUGCAGAAGUCCCAGGAUUCAUUGCUGCACAGUCUCUUUGCUGACGGUGACCGUGAAAGUGAGGGCUCUAGAGGACACAGCAAAGUGAUCACUGUCGUCUCCAAAUUUAAGAACUCACUUGAAAGCCUGAUGAAGAUUUUGCACAGCACCACCCCACACUACACACGCUGCAUCAAACCCAACCCUGACUGCAGACCGCUCACCUUCAAAAAGGAAGAGGUUAUCGCUCAGCUUGAGGCCUGUGGGAUAGUGGAGACCAUAAACAUCAGUGCAGCAGGAUUUCCCAUCAGGAUCCCGUACGGCAGUUUCCUCCAGAGAUACGGGCUGAUCACAAACAACAGACUAGCAGCACAAAUGAAUAGAGAGAACAGCCUUGAGAUGAGCGAUCAGGCUGUUCUGGGAUCUGCUGUACAGGAUGUGCUCAAUGUAGUCCUCAAGAGACACUCCACCCUUAGCCCUGAUGACAACAACAACAUGGUGCAUUGUGGGAGGACCAAAGUCUUUCUCACACACUCUCUGUUGGAGAUGCUGGAGGAGCACAGGAACAGGGCGCGCUCACAGAAGGCAUUCAGUAUCCAGUGCUGCUGGCGCAGAUACCAGCAACGUCAGCGCAACCUCAGGACACAGGCUGCCACCCGCAUACAAGCAGGUGUGAGAUCCUGGCGGGUCAGAAGAAAAAUUAAGAAAUGGCACAAAGCUGCAUCGGUCAUACAAACCAAAUGGAGGCGCUGGAGAGCAUGGAUGGAUGCAUUAGCCGAGGCAGAACUGGAUGAUGCUGAGGAUUUUAUGGAGGAAGAAUCAUCUGUGUUGCCGAAGCUGGAUCCUCUGCUGAGGGAAAGAGGCUCCGUGCAGCUCUCCAGCAUCCAGGAGCCUGUCAUGGUCAGAGCGUGGCCCAUCGGGCUGGCGAUAGCCUCUGCUCCCUCCAUCACUGUGUCUCUGACUGCCUCUGGUUUCCAGCGGAUCAUGUCCAUGAUGGCCUGUCUGAAGAUCCCAUUCAGACAUGGUGAAUACAAAGUAGAGACCAACCAGUUUGACCAGGGUGUGGCGUCUAUCAGAGCUCAGCCACGGGGGUCCAUUAAGAUGCAUCUGCAGAGAUCUCCACUGCUCUACGCUGACAGACACCCAGUGCACAACACGGAUGUGGUGACCGGAUUCAACCAGAUCUUGCUGGAGAGAACCUGACAUCAAUGUUAAAAGCUUUCAUGCAAUCAAUGCACCUUUGAAAUACACUACAUUAAGUGAUAUUAAACAUUUAGCUGCCUUAUUGUUAGUGCAAUUCAGUGUUUAGUUGUAUUUACUCUCAGCAUGAAGCACAAGUGCCUUUUAAUUCUCCUGUAGAGUGUUUUAUAACUAUUUAUACAACAGAGCUUCCAUUUUAUACUAGUAUUUUGUGUUAUGAUUUAAAUAAUGUUUCUUGCACAGUUUGAAAGUGAUAUUUAUAGAUAAGAAUGUGCUGCUGAUAUAUCCCAAAUUCGGGUAUUUAAUUUGAUUUGUAUUAAUAUCAGUGUACAAACUGAUAAAAUAACAGGCUUUAAAGGGGCUAUAUGUAAGAAUUUAUGUAUUAAUCAUUUGUCUUUUUAUUGCCAAUGUGUGAACAGCUUGUAACGAAACUUAAAAAAUGAGACCUUCCCAGACUUCCUAGGUUGUCUAUGAAAGCCUGUAGACUUAUUUUUAUGUGAAGGACGUUUUUGCCGGGAAAAUCAAAGGAUUUGUCGUUGACAUGAAACGAAUGCUUAUACAAUGUUCAGGAUAAAAUGCUGAAAGAGCCGUUCUGUACUGUACUGUGAUGACAAUGUGUCAUGCAAAGGACAGGUAUUCAUUCAAACUAGUCUCACAUAGUCAGAUCUAUAUAGUCUACAGCAGUGUUUCCCAACCUAAAAUCACCAGGCACACCGUUAUACAAACAAAUUGCACAAACAUGCAUUGCUUCAAAUGGUAUAUAAAAACUAGAUAUUAUUUUAAAAGUAGUACUUGCAUGUGAAACUUGAGCUUAAGUCAGGUAGGAAGUUAGGAACACGACAAGGUCAUAGUAUGAUGUUGUUGGUGAUAAAACAAAUUUAUAUAUCAUCGCUGUCGGGUGGAAAACUCGUAUUUAUUUACCAUUGCAUUGCAAACAAGCAAAGAUGUCCGAUUCCAAACUGUGCGCUUGACAUUCUAAAUGGAGGCGGGGUUGAGUUGAGGUUUGACUGACAGUUUGAGGAGCCAAUGGAGUUAUGAGGUUUAGUCAGAACCUCUUUUAAAUGCUUUUUAUUGGUUAAAUAUUUGUAAAACCCACAUACACCAGUAGUAGCAUUAAUUUUAUAAAACAAUGACGAAAUAUAGAGAUACAAGGUUUCGACCCGACAGCACAAUGAUAUCUUGUUUGUAGCAUUGAUUUUUAGUUAUUUUUGGUGUGCACGAGCAAUAAGUCAUUGGCUGCAGUUCACUUAACGGCCAUAGGUGUCGCUAAUCAUGAGUUCUUCGUAUAGCCCCUUGAAAACAUGUUACAAUUAUAUUAAUGAUAUAAAAUAGAAUAUAAUAUCUGAGAGAGAUAAUGGAGAAUAUAGUAUUGAUAAACACUAUUAUUAUUACAGGUUUUGUACACUUUGCUUGGUAUCUUUUUCUAUUCAUUAACUUUAUUCAUUGCACAAUGUAAGACAUGAAACACUACAUGAUAAAAUACUGGGAAAAGUUAUAGUUUUGGCAUUGCUGUUGAUGCUCUUACCAAAGCAAACUGAAUUAUUGGAUUAUUUGCAUAUGUUCUGUACUUCUCAAUUUUGUCAGAUUACUUUUUACCGCUUUAGACUGAAAUGUAUUUUCAGACACCGACUGUUCAUGCACAACAUUCCUCCUUAAAUCAGGGCUAUAAGGUGUUUUUGAUUAUGAAACAUUUAAUUGCAUGUGCAAAAAGUGUAUUUAUGACCAAACAUAAUAUUUCUGUAGAUUUCUAAUCUCAGGGCAUUACUCAACAUAUCUUUUUUGUUUGUGCUCAGGUACAACAUGUGGUUCUACAAACUUUGAAAUUGAAAUAAAAAUCAUUUAAAAGA
This is a messenger RNA of Megalobrama amblycephala (Wuchang bream), 4954 nucleotides long. Its product is annotated as unconventional myosin-XIX. Gene Ontology annotation, molecular function: microfilament motor activity; actin filament binding; ATP binding. The record is from RefSeq and is a predicted model, not a curated record. The transcript has 23 exons. Gene Ontology annotation, biological process: actin filament organization; vesicle transport along actin filament. Bases 150 to 3110 code for a protein of 986 amino acids. Gene Ontology annotation, cellular component: cytoplasm; actin cytoskeleton; myosin complex. Lineage: Eukaryota; Metazoa; Chordata; Actinopteri; Cypriniformes; Xenocyprididae.